Molecule: messenger RNA, 1920 nt
Organism: Oldenlandia corymbosa var. corymbosa
Lineage: Eukaryota; Viridiplantae; Streptophyta; Magnoliopsida; Gentianales; Rubiaceae
Source: the annotation of a GenBank genome assembly
UAAGGGUGUAAAUGAAUAAAUAAAAAACAAUUGAGGGGUUGUUUGUAUACAUUAUUGUAUUUUAGUGGAAACGUGGAAUAUGACAAAUAUUUUCGAUUGACCCAAAGAAAAAGCUUUUGGAAGUCGUCCACUAUCUCGAUGAACUGGGCACAGAGUUACAGUGUGAGGCCACAGAAAUCUUUUCCUCCUCUUCCAGACUCAGAACAAGGACAAAAAUCACCACCUUCUCAGCUUCGCCUUCUUCUUCUUUCCUCUUGGUUUAGUGCCUUUUCUGCUCUAUGGCCAACCAGGGCAUUCACUUAUUAAAGCUAGCAGAAGAAAGAGCAUCGGCAAGGAAGAAGUUAGAGGAUCAUAAGAGAAAGCUAGAAGAGAGUCUAAUCCCCUACAUUCCUAACGAGUGCAUUUCACAGAUACUUGUUCGACUUCCUCUUGAAUCACUAACAAAAACAAGGUUGGUCUGUAAGGCAUGGUACCGGAUUGUCAAGAGUCCUAUAUUUGCUAAAGAUUAUUUGGAACGUUCUGAAAGCAGCUUAAUUUUUCUGGUUCCAGUAAAAAGGGAACUUUAUUUUCCUUUCUUCGAACGUAAAAUUCCAGAAAAAACAAAUGCUUUCUCUGUUGAAUCUAAGCUUUUCCGGUUGCAAUCAGUGCCAGUAUUGCAGCAACCUUCUAUUGACCCAACCUCAUUGCUUCACCUCCACUUCAUGGAAUCUCGAGAUGGCAUGGUUAAGACCAAGGAGUAUAAUGCAACUUGUCUGGGAAGAAUCAGAGCAUGUUGUGGAGGAUUUAUCUUAGUUGAUAAUAAAAUGAAAAGAGGAGGCUUAAUAGUCUUGAAUCCUGUUACUAGGGAGUUGUUAGCACUUCCUGUAGGUACUAUAUUUCCUCCUCAUUGUGAAUCAUAUGGACUUGCCUAUUGCCCUUCCAACAAUCAAUUCAAACUGGUUCAUUUGUUUCGGGAUGAGCUGCAAUAUUUUGGCUGCGAAAUCUUGACCCUUGGAGACAAAUCAUGGAGAAUGGUUGAUGGACCUGCAUUUGGCCUUUUUGGCUGGUGCGGGUAUGAUCCAGUUGUUGCCAUCGGGGCUAUUCAUUGGGUUCCGUUUGUUGAUCAUAGUGAGUACAUUGUAUCAAUGACAGCAAAUGAUGAGAAAUUUCAGCAGAUAUUUCUCCCCACAGGUUGUAGAACUUCUGAUAGGAUUGUGGAAAUUCGUGGGCAACUUGGGUUUGUGUGUCAUGAAGAAGAAUCAAAGCAAAUUGAUGUGUGGUGCUUGAAGGGCUUAUCCGGUGAAGUUUGGCGGAAGCAGUACACAAUUCCAGUGGGUGGCAUACGUGGACUGGUUCCUCUUUACUUUACCAGGAUCAGCGGCGAAAUGAUUUUCAGGUGUAAAUUUGGCCAUCUAUAUUCUUACAACUGCUCUUUGCAGAGUAUGCAUAAGUUGGAAAUUCAGGCUGAAGAUAUAUCCCGAAAUGUCUGCUGUUUUCCGCAUGUUAACAGUCUUCUCUCAUUGAAGGUAAAUGACCAAGAUAUGUUUUGAUUAGCAUGCUCUGGUGCAUUUGAAUGAGGACUUCACUCCAAUCUCUGGAGCAAUGUGUAUAACUUCUAUCGCUUGCGUGCUUAACUCGAAAUCCUGUGUAUACGUCUCUCAGCUUUGUUCUUAAUCUGAACUCUGAAUCAUGUGUAUAAGGUUUGUUCUUCCCUCCGAACCAUAUCAGGCUUUCGGUCAUGUACUCGAUGUUAUGUUAUUGCUAUUGUUUUUCUGUGUUGUUCACUGUACUCAUUUCAUGUAUACUUUGUGGAGCAAUGUAUAUAUGCUUUUAGAUACAUGGCACCUGAAGGAGCUUGAUUUAAGACUGUUAAUGUACAGAAAUGCAUCACAGUUCAAUUUUUUCUUUUUUUCUUUUUUUUUUUUAAGUAGAAAAAGAAUA